CUACCCCAGCAGAGAGGAGAGAGCGUCUGCGUCUUCACCACAGUAGUAGUCCACCACACAGUCAGCCAAACUUCACAAUCGACAGUACCAAAAUUGCUUCUCUUUUUUUUUUUUUUUGGUUCAACAAAGGCAGAAGCGAUUCCAUAUCUGUAUGCUCAAUUUCUCAUAGCUUUAAUCAGAAUCACUCCCUCUUCUCUUCAUUCAGAGACCUUCCGGCUCCAACUCUUUCAUCGCAGUUACGACGUCUUCAUCAGCAAACCAAACCCUAAAGCAGUAAGCUUUUGUCUUCAUCAUCAGCAAAUAUGGCAGAACCUGCAACGGAAAAGACGAAGAAAAUAUCAUCUUUUUCCCUCACAGCCAAAGCGUCUUCCACAAUAAGCCAAACCCUAAGCGUCCCUCACAAUUUCUCUAAGCACUGAUCUCAAAUUCAGCUCCAACUUCUUUACGAUUUCGAAAUUGUAGCAGCAAUUAAGUUCCUGUCUUCAUCAGCAGCAAACAUGGCAGAACCCGAAACCAAGAAGAAGACAUCAACACCAUCAUCGAUAAUGUCAGACUGGUCUCAGCUCCCUGAAGAGCUACUCUACCUUAUCUCCACCCAUCUAGAAGAGGAGAACUGUUUCGAUGUUGUUCAUGCUCGCUCUGUUUGCACCUCGUGGCGAUCCGCAUUUCCCUUUCCUUCUUCCCUAUUAUGGCCGAGUUACUCUCUUCCCUCAUUUGGCAAGUUCCCUUUAGAAAGCAAAGACUUGUGCACCCUCCAGAAGAUUCCUUUGUUCCUCUUUAGAGUCAAAACUCCUCUUGAUAGUGAUGCUGCUGAGUAUUUUCUGGGAGGGAUAGGCCGAGAUGAGUCAGAGGAGAAUCAUAUGGAGCUUCUUCCAUCUCUCCUUCAGUGCUCAGUGAAAGUCAAGAUUCCAGGAUCUGAUCCUACCUUGUUGAACAUGCUCGACUGCCAGAUCAUCCCUCUGGGACAUCAGUACAGAAUGAUCGGUUGGAAUCUUAGUAGUAUGGCUAUUCUUCCGCUAAACAAGGAGGACAAAAGAGGACAAUUUGUUGUCCUUCUUAACACCUCUAGAUAUUUGCUCGUGUUAACAAGUGUCGAAAUGAGAUGGAAGCGGCUUGAAGGCGUUCCAACUUCUUAUUGCACGGGUUUAAUUACUUUUAAAGGCAGGUUUUAUGCAAACUUUCUAUCGAAACAAAUUGUCGUUAUUGAUCCUUAUUCGCUAGAGGUGACUCUUCUAUUCCCCUCGCCUCAAGAGAUAGCACCCUAUCUGGUUCUAUCUGGCAAUGAUGAACUUUUCCUGGUUGAGGUAAGGUUCCCACCUUUUGGUGUUUCGGAUAUCAGUCGAUUUACAUGUAGAGUGUGUAGGCUAGAUGAGGAGGCUGGUACAUGGGCUGAGGUCAACGAUUUGGGAGACUGUGUAUUCUUUAUUUGCCAACUGGGAAAUGUCUCUAUCUCAGCUAAGGAGCUUCCCUAUGGUUGUGGUUUAACCGGGAACUCGAUUUUGUGCACCCAUAUGCCAAGCAAUGUAACUUUCGCCUUUAAAUAUGGAGUACAUACAGGAAACGCUGAAGACGAUCUCAAUUGUUGGAGAUACUCAAGGGAGAAUCCUGUGGUGAAACUCAACACUUCCUUUCCGGUCAUGACUCUCCGGGUUGAACGCUAGGCCAGAAAAUAUACAUACUCGAUCUGUAGCAGAUGUGCUCUGGCCUCUAACCUGUGGUGUGCCAACUAACCUUAAUGGUAACUUUGAUAAGGCAUUCUUGUUAGUGGAAGAAGUCUACUGUAGUUAGGCAUUCUUGGGAUUUCUUAGUUUGUUUGGAAGAACUAUAAUUCAGUUAUGCUCUUGUUAUCAAAUUUGUUGCAAGCAAAGAAACAAUGUCGUCCUUGUCCACUAUGCCAUACCCUCACAUUAACAGCUUCUAUUCCUGCUUUUGACUCUGUUCAGAGCCUUUUGAUCGUUAUGGUUAGUGACUAUGGGUACUACAUUCUGGUUUUCAAAGUAGAGACCUGCGUUGUUGCGUUGUCUAUGUGUAAAAUUUUGUAGACAUCUUCAUGUUUAACACUUCUGCUUUAGUUUGUGGGAAAAAAUUUCUUA
Camelina sativa (false flax) is the source of this 2093-nucleotide messenger RNA. The record is from RefSeq and is a predicted model, not a curated record. Lineage: Eukaryota; Viridiplantae; Streptophyta; Magnoliopsida; Brassicales; Brassicaceae.